This is a messenger RNA of Staurois parvus, 2278 nucleotides long. The record is from the annotation of a GenBank genome assembly. Lineage: Eukaryota; Metazoa; Chordata; Amphibia; Anura; Ranidae.
GUGGAGCUCACUGCACGUGUGCCCAAGGAUUGCUGCUCAGAAGUCGCUGAUCUGCGCAGAAGAGUAAUCGAGGCUGAGAAGAAAUCCGACACCUUAUCUGGCUCCGUUGUUGCUCUGACAGUGCGCCUGGACAGUGAAUUAGGUGAAAAUAGCAAUGGUGCCAUCAACAAAGUGGACAACCGUCUGUCAGAUAUUGAAGGCAGAAUGAAUACUACAAAACACACUCUGGAGGAACAUUACUACCACUAUCGUGAUGAGAUGCAGCACUUCUUCCAAGACGAGAUCAAGAAACUGAGAGAUGAACUCAAAAAUCGCAUCAAUAGCAAUGACCUCAAAAUUACCCUUCUCCUAACGGAGCUUGGGAACAGCUCUGGAUUCCGAGACCUGAUGGACCAAAAGAUAAUGGGCCUAUCUGAUGACCUUGACUCUCUCAGGGAUCAGGUGGAAAAGAACGAAGACCAACUUAAUAAAGUCGUUAUAGAUUUGGACGGUCUGAGAAACCAGGUGACGGACACCAUGGACAGUUGUACCAAUCAAUGCAACGGUCAUGGUUCAGACAUGACAAAAUUAUAUGAAGAUUUAGACAAGAGGAUGAAAGAUAAUGAAGAUGAGAUCCACAAUGUCCACUCUGAUGUAAACAACCUCAGAAUAUCUGGAAACUCAAUGCAGGAUACAUUGAUGGACCUGGAUGGUGAGAUGACAAAUGUAAAAACGGUUGUGGAUUCCAAUGAAGAGACCUUCCGCAAGUCAUUGUCUGAUAUCAAAGAUGCGCAGGAUAGAUUUACAUCCACCAUCUUAUCUGACCUGGAUAGGUUCGAUCUGAACAUUGCUCAGUACCAGAAUGACACCAAUGGAAAAAUAUUGGAUAUGGAAAAUGAUAUUAAAUCCUUAAGGAAGAUGAUUGAGUUUGACUACAAGAGCUGUGGUCAAGUGUGCUCCAACCUGCAGGAGGAGGUGGGCAAAUUAAAGGAGCAGGUAGGUGAGUGUACAGAUACUUGCCAGUUUUUGAAGAAACCUGAGGAUGAAACUGGCUCCAACAAACGUCUUGAUGGUUUUGAGGUCUUUGGUGGAAGUAAUACAGACCUGAAGGACCUACAAGGAGAAGUGUCCAACAUUAUUGUGACCUUCACUUCCCUGAAUGACAGCGUCAAAGAUCUCCAGGAGAGCAUCGGACAACAGCAGACUGACAUCCACGAUCUGGCAACCACCAAACACAAGCUCAUUUCUGAGAUCAAUAAAAUCCAGGAGGAGUUGACGGAACAUAUUAAGGAUAAUGUGGAAAAGUUUGAUGUGUUCCAAAAAAGAGAUCAGCAGAUAUGGAAGUACAGUGGUGGAGGAAACACGGGAGUGCAGAAGGUCUUCCAGUGGCUUGGAAGAAAGAGUUUCCAAGCUGGAGAGCAUCUGUGUUAAGCUGGAUUCCGUCUCUGGGAGCCUACACAAGAUAAAGGAGAACCUGAACAAACACGUGUCGAGCCUGUGGAACUGUGUGCAUGAGGUGAACAGUACCAUCCAAACUCACAGCGCCUGGUUCGAUAAACUUCAUAACAGCCAACUCAAUGGAAUCAACCGUAGAAUUAACAGCCUGAACACCUCCAUGAUUCUUCUGUCUUCUGAGUGGCAGAACUUCACUCUUCAGGACUUCAUGGGACCUCCAGGCCUGCCAGGUCCACCUGGCCCAAUUGGGAAGACUGGACCCCCUGGACCAAAAGGACCCACUGGGCCUCCUGGAAGAGAUGGGCCAGCUGGAAAUCAAGGGCCUAUAGGACCACCAGGACUGCGUGGGGAACAAGGUCCUAUUGGCCUCACGCCUGAGGUUCCUCACAUCUCCUUCUCUGCUGCUCUCACCAUACCGAUAUUGGAGGCUGGAACCAUUCCUUUUGAUAAGAUUUUGGUGAAUGAUGGACAUGGCUAUGAUCCAGAAACAGGUAUCCUUCCACUGCCCCAAUAGAAGCAGGUACUUCUUUAGUGCCAAUCUUGACUGGCUACAAAGAUGAAAAAAGAUUGAUGCUGUGCUUUCCUCAAAUCCAACUUGGGCAUUGCCAGGGUGGACUCUGGAGGGCUAUCAACCAGAAGGCCUGGAGAAGAAAGCCACUCGUAGAAAUCAAGACCACCACCCAGCUUCACUUUGGGGUCCUUCAAUAUUAUUCUACAGCUUGAGUGCGGGUGACACCGUCUGCAUUGAACUGGUGACCGGGGAAAGUUGAGCCCAUCAUGAUGAGCCUCUUGACAGUCGUUCCAGUGGCAUCUUCCUGUACGAGGUGUGAAAGUGGACUUCUAG